Messenger RNA from Suillus plorans, 363 nucleotides. RefSeq lists its product as uncharacterized. The annotation marks the transcript as partial. The transcript has a single exon. The record is from RefSeq and is a predicted model, not a curated record. Lineage: Eukaryota; Fungi; Basidiomycota; Agaricomycetes; Boletales; Suillaceae.
UAUGAACUUCUAGACCUGGAUGAGCAUCUUGGGCGCGAUGCACGUAAGGACAAGGAGGCGAGGAAGGAAAGGAUGGAGCUUCUUCGUAGCAUCUUCCCGUCGAAGUCAUUGAAAGUUUGGAACAGGGACUUACCUCAAGAGAACGACGGACUCAAUGCGCCAUCUUUCAAUGCCGCUUUACCAUAUUUCGAAAGUUUCCGCAAGGUGUUGUCAGCGUGGGAGCACUUUCCCAAGUCCCUUAAACAACCUUUUGAUGCUACCGGACGUGAGCACAACAUAUGGAAGGGGAUGAAGGAAUGUUGUCUCUUUUAUGUUCAGUCUUAUUUCGACAAUACUGGCCGUCCACCUGUCGUUCCUCACUUA